GUGGCGCAAGAAGCGAAUGCGCAGCCGCCUCCCCUCCCGGCGCCAUGCCGGACCGUGACUCCUACGCCGGCGCCGGCGGCGGCGGCAGCGGCGACGAGGCGUCCCCGUGCGCCGACGACGACAUCUGCCGCGACUUCCUGCGCAACGUCUGCAAGCGCGGCAAGCGCUGCCGCUUCCGGCACCCCGACAUCUCCGAGGUCACCAACCUGGGCGUGCGCAAGAACGAGUUCAUCUUCUGCCACGACUUCCAGAACAAGGAGUGCGUGCGCCUCAACUGCCGCUUCAUCCACGGCACCAAGGAGGACGAGGACGCCUACAAGAAGACGGGCGAGCUGCCGCCGCGCCUGCGCCACAAAGUGGCGGCCGGCCUGGGCUUGUCGCCGGCCGACCUGCCCAACAGCAAGGAGGAGGUGCCCAUCUGCAGGGACUUCCUCAAGGGGGAUUGCCAGCGCGGCGCCAAGUGCAAGUUCCAGCACCUGCAGCGGGACUACGAGCAGGGGCUGGGCCCCGGCGCGCGCCGCUACGAGCCCUACGACGGCCUCUACGAGCCCGACGAGCCGGUGCUGAAGCGGCGGCGCGCCGAGGGGCUCUACGAGGGCUACGAGUACGCCUUCGGCAGCCCGCGCGCCGUGGAGUACCGGCUGCUGGAGGAGGAGAACGCGCUGCUCAGGAAGCGCGUGGAGGACCUCAAGAAGCAGGUCAACAACCUGCUGGCCACCAACGAGGUGCUGCUGGAGCAGAACGCGCAGUUCCGCAACCAGGCCAAGGUGAUGACGCUGAGCUCCACGGCGGCGGGCGGCGAGCAGCCGCUGGCGCCCGCCGUCACCAACUACAACCACAGCAUCGCCCAGACGCACACCACGCUCAGCAGCCAGGCCCUGCAGCCCCGCCCCGUCACCCAGCAGGAUUUGGUGGCGCCGGCGGGCGCGCAGGCGGCCCCGCCGGCCAACGCCGCGCCGCCGCCCAUGAACCCCGAGAUCGCGCCGCUGUCGGCGGCGCUGGCGCAGACCAUCGCGCAGGGCAUGGCGCCGCCGCCCGUCUCCAUGGCGCCCGUGGCCGUGUCGGUGGCGCCCGUGGCCGUGUCCAUGGCGCAGCCGCUCGGCGGCAUCACCAUGAGCCACGCCACCACGCCCAUGGUCACCUACCCCAUCGCCUCGCAGAGCAUGAGGAUAACGGCCAUGCCACACUGACCCGCGGGGACGGACGGACGGACAGACGGACGCACGGGGGGGAAACCGUGAAACCCCCUCCCGGUGCGACCCCCGGGGCCCCGUGGGCGGACUGAGAACCGGGGGUGGUACCGGGGGUGGCGCCGGGGGUGGCGCCGGGGGCGGCUCCCGGUGCCCUGUAAUGUUUUCGGCUAUUAAAACACAACAAAAAACCCCAAAAAAAA
Passer montanus (Eurasian tree sparrow) is the source of this 1393-nucleotide messenger RNA. It is a transcript of the gene ZC3H10, whose product is annotated as zinc finger CCCH-type containing 10. Lineage: Eukaryota; Metazoa; Chordata; Aves; Passeriformes; Passeridae. The transcript has 2 exons. The record is from RefSeq and is a predicted model, not a curated record. The coding region runs from base 45 to 1190 and encodes 381 amino acids. Gene Ontology annotation, molecular function: metal ion binding.